Gossypium raimondii (Peruvian cotton) is the source of this 901-nucleotide messenger RNA. RefSeq lists its product as uncharacterized. NCBI's taxonomy places the organism in Eukaryota, Viridiplantae, Streptophyta, Magnoliopsida, Malvales, Malvaceae. The transcript has a single exon. Bases 265 to 699 code for a protein of 144 amino acids. The record is from RefSeq and is a predicted model, not a curated record.
GUAAAGGGCGGGAAUGAACUCUUAAUUUUGGGGCCUUCCCUUAUAAUUUAUCUGUUUUGCAGUUUUGGUUGUUUUUUCAGCUCAAGCUUAUUUUCCAAAUUACUGGCAAAGCGGCUAAUCUCCCCCACAACCAUACUAACAAAAACAAACCACUUCCCCUUCAAUGCUAUUUUCAUUCAAUUCCUUCAACUUCCAUGGGAUCCCUACACUUUCCCUUUUUCUUCACCUCCCAUCCUAUACACAAAUUACAUCAAACACCAUUCAAUGCAAGAAACUAAACAAGGAGAUGCCAGAAUCUACAUUGUCUCCACCAUUUUCUUCCUCUGCAUCUGCACGGGGGGCGCCUUCUUAUGCCUUUACAUGUUACAACCCAAGGCCGAAUCCGCAUCCUGGUAUCCUGUUGUUGGGAUAGUUCUCAUUGGCAUUCCCUGGAUCUUUUGGAUUGCUACUUACCUAUAUAGGAGUUUUGAAGAUUGCGUUUGUGGAAGCAAUGGAGGGAAUCUCAACAGGGAACUUAGCAGUUUAACCAAGAAACAGUCUUGCGCUGCUGAUGGACAUGUAGGCAAUUCGAUGGAUUCAUUGGAAAAUGAAGGCUCACCACUGGGAUCGCCUGAUGGUGAUCAUCGUCGUGUUCCUUUCGGUAACAUUGUCAACAAACAUGGGGGUGAUAGUCCACGCAAAGGUGCACGACCUCUCUGAAACAGCACAGGAAGGUAAAGAGAAUGAUAAUCAUAUUUCAGCUGCAUCUCGGAAAGGCGAACCACCACUAACAGUGUUGGAUUCAUCUAAGGUUUCUUCUCUCUUUCUUUCUUUCCUUUCUUUUUUUUUUCCCCCAUAUAUUUGUAACAUUAAGGAUAUACUGAGAUCCCAAAUUCUUGUUCUUCCAUUCUGGUUGACAAGA